Molecule: messenger RNA, 276 nt
Organism: Penicillium waksmanii
Lineage: Eukaryota; Fungi; Ascomycota; Eurotiomycetes; Eurotiales; Aspergillaceae
Product: Ish1 domain-containing protein
Exons: 4
Coding region: 1-276 (91 amino acids)
Source: RefSeq, a predicted model, not a curated record
AUGGCCCCCCACUCAACUAGAUCGAGCUCUCAACUCCAAGGUUUCGCAGGGAUGGUGACCGCAGUGGCGGCAUGGUCCAUCUGGGGCACCGAUGUCUUUCCCGCCCAAGACGAUCCCCAAGGCAACCCUGAAAACUGGACCGCGGACGAGAUGCGAAGGUGGCUUCGUGCGAGAGGACUUUUGCCAAAUGAGAACGCAACGCGGGAAGAGUUGUUGGAGAGAGUCAAGGCCAAUCUGCGCAUUCCGCGCACUUCCAAGUCGGCCGCGCCACAGUAA